Messenger RNA from Lactuca virosa, 333 nucleotides. Lineage: Eukaryota; Viridiplantae; Streptophyta; Magnoliopsida; Asterales; Asteraceae. The record is from the annotation of a GenBank genome assembly.
AUGAUAGAAAUGAAUGCAAACACAUGCCUAUAUAAUAUGAACUUGUCUUGCAGACGGCUAGUGUAUUUUCCCUUCAUGCUCAAAGGAGUGCAACAACUCAAAUGUACUUACAGUAACGGUGUGAACUUGAUGGGAUACUUCAUAUGGUCAUUCGUGGAUAGUUGUAAAGAAAAUGUCUCUAUAUUUAUGAAAGAUGGUGAUUCCAGAGAUCUCGUUUCAUCUAGCAGCGGCAAAGAUAAGGAAUAUCGGUUUGGACAUCCUGAUAUCGUUCCCCUAAAGCUAAGGAAGCCAGAGCAUCAGCACAUUUGUUGGCACGUCGAUCAAUAUUAUUGA